AUGGACAGCUCCUUCCCCGCCAACUCCAGCGCGUGCGGCCCCUUCGCGCCUCCCUCGGCCGGCUGCCCGCCCCUUGCGCCGGGCAUCUGGGGCAACCUGUCCGGGCGCCCGGAGGUGCCCGGCUGGAACCAGUCCGACCCCUGCAGCGGCACCAACAGCAGCCAGGGGGGAGGCAGCGGCAGCCCGUGCCCGGCGAGCGGGGUCAGCCCCUCCAUGAUCACAGCCAUCACCAUCAUGGUUCUCUACUCCGUCGUGUGCGUGGUGGGGCUCUUUGGAAACUUCUUGGUCAUGUAUGUCAUCAUCAGGUACACCAAAAUGAAGACUGCCACCAAUAUCUAUAUUUUCAACCUUGCCCUGGCAGAUGCCCUAGCAACAAGUACUCUGCCAUUCCAGAGUGUGAAUUACUUGAUGGGAACAUGGCCAUUUGGUACAAUCCUUUGUAAGAUCGUUAUGUCCAUAGACUACUACAAUAUGUUCACAAGUAUCUUUACGCUCUGCACCAUGAGUGUGGAUCGCUACAUAGCUGUUUGCCACCCAGUCAAGGCUCUUGAUUUUCGCACUCCCAGAAAUGCCAAAAUUGUCAAUGUCUGCAACUGGAUUCUUUCUUCAACCAUAGGUCUGCCAGUUAUGUUCAUGGCAACCACAAAAUACAGGCACGGUUCCAUUGACUGCACACUUACGUUCUCGCACCCAGCUUGGUACUGGGAGAAUCUACUGAAAAUCUGUGUAUUCAUCUUUGCCUUCAUCAUGCCAGUCCUGAUCAUUACCGUGUGCUAUGGCUUGAUGAUUUUACGCCUGAAGAGUGUCCGCAUGCUGUCUGGCUCCAAAGAGAAGGAUAGGAACCUGAGGAGAAUCACGAGAAUGGUCCUUGUAGUGGUGGCAGUGUUCAUUGUCUGCUGGACUCCCAUCCACAUUUAUGUCAUCAUUAAAGCCUUGAUCAAUAUUCCAGAAACUACGUUCCAAACAGUCUCCUGGCACUUCUGUAUCGCUUUAGGAUACACAAAUAGCUGCCUUAAUCCAGUCCUUUAUGCAUUUCUAGAUGAAAACUUCAAAAGAUGUUUCAGAGAAUUCUGCAUUCCCACUUCCUCCACUAUUGAGCAACAAAACUCCACCCGCAUCCGACAAAACACUCGUGAUCAUGCCUCCACUGCCAAUACUGUGGAUAGGACUAACCAUCAGUUGGAACUUCUGGAAGCUGAAGCUACACCACUGCCAUGAGAGGGUCUCCUGCUGCAUAGCCCUCAAAGCAAUCACAACACCAGUGCCAAGGUGUGUUUGUGGGGAAUGUGUAGGAGACACUUUUUCCCCCCUGGAGGAAAGUGCUUACUUUAAGAUACAUCAAAGUGAUUUGCCACUAUGGCAACUCUGCAUUGCAGUUACAGGAGCAUGAAACCUAAUAGCAGGCAGAGUCAGAUGAAAUGGAGGCUUACCAUGCUCCAGUGUACAAAAAUAUACAUAGUCAUCCAGAAUAUAUACAUUUAUCUAAAAGGGGGCUACUGGACAUUACUGGGAUCAGAUGGCCCAAGUUUUCCUCUGAAUGGUUACAGUAGCAUUAGGUUGGAAGCAAAAACUGAAGGCAUGGGCAAAUAUAGGCUGCUUAAUGGAGGUGAUUUUCUAAUAAAUGGAAGUAGAAUUGCAUACAAAACACCUAGGGAAAUUUUGGAACAGUUUCAGCUAGAAAUGUGCUUUAUACUGGUGGUUUCUUGUAUCGGUUACAAUACAUAUGUUUUUUAUAUGAAAAAUCAUCACUAAGUCAGCUACAGUAACAAAGGAGAUCAAAGCUACCUGUGUGACACAGAUAACAUUCUCAAAAAAAAGUAUGACCCUUUGUAGCAUUUUAAUGGAAAAUGACUCACUUUUUUCAAUGCUCACUUCAAAAACCCAACCCUUAACCUCCUCUUCCACUUUUAACAUACAAAAGUAUUUUAAUAAUAAAAAUAACGCAUUCUCAUUUGUUCAGGAAGAAGCAAGUGGGAAUAACAGUUGGGAAGGUUUGAUGGUCCUCUGGGUUGUUGUUGCUUGUAAAAUAGAUCAAUAAAGGGACUGCAGCUUUUCUGUAAAUUCCAUUGUGACUAUAUGUAGAUUGUUAAUCCUUUCAGAGCUAGCACAGUGUAUUUAUACAUUCUCUUUGAACUAGUUUCUCCAGUUUCAACUGUGCAAUCAGCAACAUCUCAGACUCAUCCAAAUAUUCAUUUUUUGUAUAGCACUCUGGGAUCCUUCAGGAUGAAAGGAGCUAUAUAAAAUGUAAAUCACUAUUAUUAAAUCUGUGAAGAGCUUAAGCAAAUACAGAACACACUUUAGGCCUUUUUAAAAAAGAAAAACAAUAAAGUUACAUUUUGAAAGUAAAUUAAUUUUUUAAAACCAAGCCCAUAACAUUUAUGCUUUUCUAACCAAUGUAAUAAAAUUGUAGUCUGUAUUUCCAUUUUCUAUUGGCUGCUAAAGCACUUUAAAAUGUACAAAAGAAACACUGUACAGAAGCAAUUGCCAUGUAACCUGCUCUCUGGUAUCAAAGACAACUAUCCAUGUAGAUAAUUUGUGGUAAUAUGGUAUUUUGUAGCCACUGUUUGGUAUUUGCUGUAUAUAAUUAAAUGGUCAAGUUAUCCAUGAGACAAAAAAGUACUUACAUGAAUUUACGUGCAUUGUAAAAUAAAACCUUAUCUUUCUCUUGUAAUUAA
This is a messenger RNA of Trachemys scripta elegans, 2675 nucleotides long. It is a transcript of the gene OPRM1, whose product is annotated as opioid receptor mu 1. The transcript is spliced from 4 exons. Gene Ontology annotation, biological process: sensory perception of pain; G protein-coupled opioid receptor signaling pathway; neuropeptide signaling pathway. Gene Ontology annotation, cellular component: neuron projection; membrane. The record is from RefSeq and is a predicted model, not a curated record. Bases 1 to 1218 code for a protein of 405 amino acids. Lineage: Eukaryota; Metazoa; Chordata; Testudines; Emydidae. Gene Ontology annotation, molecular function: neuropeptide binding; G-protein alpha-subunit binding; G-protein beta-subunit binding.